AUGCCGUUCCACCUUCACCCUUCGAGGCUCCUCAUCCGCGACAAUACCAUGGCAGCGAUGACGGACGCGAUCUACCGGUACCUCAACGCGGAGUACGACUUUACCCACCUCCUAACCGCGCAGCAACUUGUCGAUCUAUCCCGCGGCGGGCGAAUGUGCCCUCCCAUGUCCAUCAUAUGCCAAUUCGAUCCCACCAACGGACCCCCAGAGUCCACGGUCGCUUUCUGGCGACAGGAGGGCAAGACUUUCUGGCUGCAGACCCAGCUGGGCCAGUUCGUCGCGUCCGCCGAAGCGUAUCGGCCAUUUUACACGGCCAGUCUAAACAUCGUGGGCAGUGGCGAUGUUUACCCGUUUGCACAUGUGCCUGUCUCGAAGUUUAAGCUUAUCGUCCACGAGCGGGGCACUUGA
This is a messenger RNA of Vanrija pseudolonga, 408 nucleotides long. RefSeq lists its product as uncharacterized. Lineage: Eukaryota; Fungi; Basidiomycota; Tremellomycetes; Trichosporonales; Trichosporonaceae. The transcript is spliced from 2 exons. The coding region runs from base 1 to 408 and encodes 135 amino acids. The record is from RefSeq and is a predicted model, not a curated record.